GCGUGGUCCUGAGAGCUUGUGGUACCGGAAGGCCCAGGGGAUAGAUGGGUGGGUCCGGAGACCCGAUGCUCCUUGUCACUGGCGGUGUUGGGAUCCUUGUAAAGCCAUGGGCGCUCAGCCCCCCAACUUCUCGUGGGUGCUCCCGGACCGGCUGGCGGGCCUGGCGCUGCCCCGGGCCCCCGCGCACUACCAGUUCCUGCGGGAGCGCGGCGUGGCGCACCUGGUGUCGCUGACCGAGCGCGCCCCCCCGCACAGCGACAGCUGUCCCGGCCUCACCCUGCACCGCCUGCGCAUCCCUGACUUCUGCCCGCCGAGCCCCGAGCACAUCGACCGCUUCGUGCAGCUAGUGGACGAGGCGGGCGCCCGCGGAGAGGCAGUGGCAGUGCACUGUGCCUUGGGGCUGGGCCGCACAGGCACCAUGCUAGCCUGCUACCUGGUGAAGGACCGGGGCCUGGCACCUGAUGAAGCCAUCGCUGAAAUCCGGCACCUCCGGCCUGGCUCCAUCGAGACCCAUGAGCAGGAGAAAGCUGUGUUCCAGUUCUACCAACGCACCAAGUAGGGCCCCUGCCCCAACCUGGAUGGAUUUGCCUGAAGACCCAAGGCCCCUGCAGCACACCUAAUGGAAAAGGAGUGGCGGGAGCCCCAGGCAUGGAGACCCCCACUCCUGCCUUCUUAAUAAAUCAGUAUAAUCUCA
Messenger RNA from Erinaceus europaeus (western European hedgehog), 694 nucleotides. It is a transcript of the gene DUSP23, whose product is annotated as dual specificity phosphatase 23. Gene Ontology annotation, biological process: protein dephosphorylation; cilium assembly. Gene Ontology annotation, molecular function: protein tyrosine/serine/threonine phosphatase activity. The transcript is spliced from 3 exons. NCBI's taxonomy places the organism in Eukaryota, Metazoa, Chordata, Mammalia, Eulipotyphla, Erinaceidae. The record is from RefSeq and is a predicted model, not a curated record. Bases 107 to 559 code for a protein of 150 amino acids.